Messenger RNA from Entamoeba histolytica HM-1:IMSS, 1644 nucleotides. RefSeq lists its product as uncharacterized. NCBI's taxonomy places the organism in Eukaryota, Evosea, Mastigamoebida, Endamoebidae. The record is from RefSeq and is a predicted model, not a curated record. The transcript has a single exon. Bases 1 to 1644 code for a protein of 547 amino acids.
AUGAGUUGGCAUGAAGGACAUAUUUGGAAAGGUGCUAUUGAUACUGGUGGAGACUAUCUCUGUUACCAAUACAUUGUUAAAUAUAGAGGUCAACUAGAAAGAAUAGAAGAAUGUGAUUGGAGAAAAGUUUUUAUGCCUAGUAAUGCAAGAUUCAUUGAAAAGUGGGCAUAUCCUUUAUGUAGUCAAGUUUAUUACGAUCCAAUAAAAACUCUUGUUAUUGAGUUUGACAAUGAACCAUUGAAGUCAGAAAAAUCAGAAGAAAGUUGUGAUAAUGAAAUAUCUGCUGAGGUAGAUGAAGCUAUUAUUAUCUCUGCUGAAAAUGAAAAAGAAGAUAUUAUGGAAGAAAUGAAUGAAAAUUUUGUUAAAUCAAAAAAAAUAUGUGUCAAUUCUAUUCACAAUAGAAUGGGAAGCCCUGAAUUAGAGUACCUUAACACCCAAAAACAACUGACAGAAGAAAAUAAAGGUAUAAAAGAAAGUAAAAAACAAGCUAAACAACAAGCCAUUAAAGAAGCAGAAGAGAAGGCAAAGAAAGAAGCAGAAGAGAAAGCCAGAAAAGAAGCAGAAGAGAAGGCUAGAAAAGAAGCAGAAGAAAAAGCAAGACAAGAAGCAGAGGAGAAAGCUAGAUUAGAAGCCGAAGAGAAAGCAAGACAAGAAGCAAAAGAGAAGGCAAAGAAAGAAGCAGAGGAAAAAGCUAGACAAGAAGCAGAAGAGAAGGCAAGACAAGAAGCCGAAGAGAAAGCUAGAUUAGAAGCCGAAGAGAAAGCUAGACAAGAAGCAGAAGAAAAAGCAAGACAAGAAGCAGAAGAAAAAGCAAGACAAGAAGCAGAAGAAAAAGCAAGACAAGAAGCAGAAGAAAAAGCAAGACAAGAAGCAGAAGAAAAAGCAAGACAAGAAGCAGAAGAGAAGGCUAGACAAGAAGCAGAAGAGAAGGCUAGACAAGAAGCAGAAGAGAAAGCUAGACAAGAAGCAGAAGAGAAGGCUAGACAAGAAGCCGAAGAGAAAGCUAGAUUAGAAGCCGAAGAGAAAGCAAGACAAGAAGCAGAGGAAAAAGCUAGAAAAGAAGCCGAAGAGAAAGCAAGACAAGAAGCCGAAGAGAAAGCAAGACAAGAAGCCGAAGAGAAAGCUAGAAAAGAAGCCGAAGAGAAAGCUAGAAAAGAAGCCGAAGAGAAAGCUAGAAAAGAAGCCGAAGAGAAAGCUAGAAAAGAAGCCGAAGAGAAAGCUAGACAGGAGGCAGAGGAAAAAGCCAGAAAAGAAGCCGAAGAGAAAGCAAGACAAGAAGCAAAAGAGAAGGCAAAGAAAGAAGCCGAAGAGAAGGCAAGACAAGAAGCAGAAGAGAAGGCUAGACAAGAGGCAGAAGAGAAAGCUAGAAAAGAAAAGUCUGAGCAAGCAAAGAAAGAAGCAAAAGAGAAGGCAAAGAAAGAAGCAAAGAAAGAAGCAAAGAAAGAAGCAAAGAAACAACAACUUAAACAAAGGGGAGAUAUAAAGAAAAAGGUGGAGGAGGUUAAAGAAAAAGAUAGCAAAGAAGUCAUUACCCCAAAGAAUGAUAGCCGUGUUGUUAUAAUUUUUUUGUCAGUUUUGGUUGUUAUAGCUCUAAUGUUUGUGAUUAUAUCUAUGUUACGAAAUAAGCCAACAAGUAGUAUUUGA